This is a messenger RNA of Limulus polyphemus (Atlantic horseshoe crab), 2988 nucleotides long. It is a transcript of the gene emei, whose product is annotated as transmembrane protein 161B-like. Bases 74 to 1555 code for a protein of 493 amino acids. The record is from RefSeq and is a predicted model, not a curated record. Lineage: Eukaryota; Metazoa; Arthropoda; Merostomata; Xiphosura; Limulidae. The transcript has 11 exons.
GUGUAAAUAAGACACUACAAGUGAGUAAAUGAAAUUCUCACUUUAACCACAUGUAACAGUAGUAAUAUAGGAAAUGGCUGUAUUCGGUGUACAAUUGGUGAUUACCAUGGUGAUGGCCAGCUUUUUGCAGAAGCUGUCAUCUAAUUUUUCAUUUGCUCGUUGGCUUUUGUCAUACAGGCUUGUCCACUAUCUACAUCCAACAAAUGAAGAACUGAAAACAAUUGCUGGAGUAAGAGAUUCUUCUAGAAGUAAAGGGAAGAAAGGAAGAGACAGGUUUACUGACCAAAACAAAGAUUCAGAGUUUCUUGUGCCUAAAAACCUACAGAUGGAGCUUGAUUCAGCAGUAGUGCAACCUGUAGAGCUCUUUCAGCUUCAGUUCUACACAGAAUACCAAUGGCUGUUGGAUUUUUCUGUGUGUGCAGUUUUCGUCUACUUUGUUACAGAACUUUAUUACUUUCUUCUUGCUCCAAAUGAUGAGGUUAAUCUCAGCGUGUUAUGGUGUAUACUUGUUAUAGGUUUUUCUUUAAAAGUUCUCUUCUCUGUGACAGCAUUAUACUUUAGUGGUGAAGAAGCACUUGGUGAAAGAUCCCUCUGUCUGAUGGCUGGACUGUUUUUCUUUGUUGCUGCUAUGGUUGUUCUUAUAACUGAUGAAAAUUUUUUGGAGUUUGGACUUGAUGCAGCAUAUACCAGUUUUAAUAAAAGUGCUUAUUCAUUUCUUGAAAACCAGGGCUUAAACUCAAGUGGGCCUACUUCCCAGCUGAUGUUUAAACUUAUGUUAGCAGUUUGGUGUGGAUUUAUAGGUGCUUUCUUUACAUUUCCUGGGUUUCGCUUUGCAAGAAUGCACCAGGAUUCUUUAACCUACUGUGACAAGAGCCCAUUGCAAAAAUUGAUUCUUCACCUAAGUUUUCUUUCACCUAUGUUAGUCACUUUGUUGUGGGUGAAACCUGUAUGUCGAGACUAUCUCACACACAAGACAUGGCCAGGAAUGAAUGAGACAAUAAUGACUCCAUCAGUGUUUGAAACAACUCGUAUUGUUGUUGUAGUGGUGGUGGUAGUCUUGCGGUUUAUUCUCAUGCCUCGCUAUCUCCAAUCUUAUCUAAACCUAGCUCCACAGAAGCUGGGAAAGUUGCGAAAGGAAGCUGGGCGUAUCAGUAAUAUUGAUUUACAAAGAAUGGUGGCAAGGAUAUUCUACUACUUGUGUGUUGUGACACUGCAGUAUCUAGCACCACUGUUGUUAUGUCUUUUUACCACAUUUCUGCUUAAAACAUUAGGAGAGUACCAGUGGAGCAGCUACUUCUUCCCAGUUCUUGAAAGAGAAGACCAAUCUUUUUCCACACCAUCAGUCAAGCCAACCACUGAAACACUGUCACGUGCUGAUAAUGAUUCAAUAUUAGGAACUAGUCAACAGUUCUCAUUGGCAAUGAGCAGUCUAAAACAAGUAUUUACUCCUGUGUUGUAUAGAGGAGUGUUUGGAUUCAUGACAUGGUGGAUAUGCACUGUUUGGUUCACUACAAGUGCUAUAGGUUUAAUCUACCACUCAUAUUUUUUCAACUAAGUAGACAUUGUUUUAAUGUUAUAUCACAACCGUGCAUGACUUCCCACACAUGUUGCUCAGUUUAAAUUUCAGUAUUUUUCCAGAUUUAAUCACUUUGGUCUACUCUUCAUUUACUUUUUUACUAUAUUUGUCAAGAGAGAUAUGUUUCAGUAUAUAGUUUUUAUUCUUUUGUGGUGACUGAUCACUGGAAUAUGUUUGUAGAAUAGGAAAUAGAUUUUUUGUAAUGGAAAAAAACAAUCUAUUAGACAGAGAAUAAAAUUCAUGUGUAAUUUAACAUUUCCAUUUGGCAUUGUGAGUGAGUACAGUAGUUUUCAUAAUGUAGUAUUUAUAUUCAUAGAUGAAGCAGUUUAAUUUCUUAAUGAUAAACUAUUGUAGAUUAAAUAUAAAUAAAUUAUUAUACUUUAAUCUCAGUAGUCCGUGCUAUUUCAUUGCUACUGUAUUUUAGGUCAAAAAGAAGAACUAAUGUACAAUUUUUCUUCUAGUUAUAAUUAUUUUGAACAUGAAAAUUCAGAUGGUACACAUUCACAAACAUUAAAACAAAUGUAUUGAAUAUUAUUUUUGUAGAUAAAGUUUUCAGUUAAAUUGAGUGAAGGAGAAAAAGUUUAAUUGAAGAUCUGUAGAACCUUAUAAUUUAUGUAAUUCUGUACAUUAUUAAAUUUACUUUUUAUUAUCAAAAUGAUACAAACAGAUAUUCUUUUUAGGACUAAAGAAUAAUGUUUUGAAGCCUAGAUGUUGCCCACCAAACUUUAUUAAUCUUGUUAUUGGAUAAAGAAUUUCACUGUUGUGUGCCAAAUACUCUAUUACAUAUUUAAAUCAUUUGGUCUCAUGUGGCUUCAGAGUUUAUGUCUACGUAAUUGCAUUAACAAUUAGAUAUGCCUUAAGAAAAUCUUGAUAUUUUAGGUGUACUGGCCAGAAACGUUUUUUUUUGUUUUAGGCCUCUCCGAAAGCUGUUAUAUCCGAGAAUUGAUUAUUGUCGUGUUUGCAAGAUGUAACUACGUCACACCUCUCACUAGCAUGAGCAAAAUAAAAAAAUAAAAUACUGCAUUCAGUAUAGUAGGUAGGGUAGAUUUUCAACAACAAAAAAAGCUUCAUUAAAGAAUUUUAAAAAUUUCCAAGCGGAACAGAAAGAGUACCUUGGAGGAAACUUGAUGAAUCAGUCCAUAAUAAGAUGUACGUGUGACAUUUUUUUCUGAAAUGCGGGAUAUUUCAUUUAUUUUUUGUUUGAUCUUUUAUUUAAAAUGAAUAUAUUUUAAAACGGGAUUGUUUUGAAAUGCUUGUUUACUUUUAGUACUUGACAAAAGAUUUAUUUAUUUAUUUAGGAGUGUUGGUGUUAGAAGUUUUCCAAGUAACAGAAUAGCGAAAUGUUCGUGUGAAAAUGUUGUUCUAUAUACAUAUUGAAUUGAUCAAGAAGAAAUAAAGUUAUGAACCAGUUA